Dioscorea cayenensis subsp. rotundata (Guinea yam) is the source of this 2139-nucleotide messenger RNA. RefSeq names its product FACT complex subunit SSRP1. Bases 80 to 2017 code for a protein of 645 amino acids. The transcript is spliced from 16 exons. The record is from RefSeq and is a predicted model, not a curated record. Lineage: Eukaryota; Viridiplantae; Streptophyta; Magnoliopsida; Dioscoreales; Dioscoreaceae. Gene Ontology annotation, molecular function: histone binding; DNA binding; nucleosome binding. Gene Ontology annotation, cellular component: nucleus; FACT complex.
AAAAACGUUACCAGUGACAGCUUAAAAGGAGAGCAAGGCCUCUCACCGCUCUCAUUCGAACACCGCCCAGUUCGCAGCGAUGGUGGACGGGCAUCACUUCAACAACAUCCUCCUCGGCGGCCGCGGUGGGACGAAGCCGGGCCAACUAAGGGUGCAUUCUGGAGGAAUUUCAUGGAAGAAGCAGGGUGGUGGAAAGGUGGUCGAGAUUGAAAAAGCUGAUAUUUCGCGAAUGACCUGGAUGAAGGUUCCCAGGUCAUAUCAGCUAGGUGUUAGGAUUAAGGAUGGCUUGUUUUACAAAUUCAUUGGCUUCCGAGAGCAGGAUGUCACUAGCUUGACAAGUUUUAUUCAAAAAUAUCUUGGUGUAACUCCAGAUGAGAAGCAGCUGUCUGUCAGCGGCCACAACUGGGGCGAAGUUGAUAUAGAUGGAAAUAUGCUUACAUUUAAUGUUGGUUCCAAGCAAGCAUUUGAAGUUUCUCUAGCAGAUGUUGCUGUAACACAACUUCAAGGAAAGAAUGACGUAUACAUGGAAUUUCAUGUGGAUGAUACAACUGGUGCAAAUGAGAAAGAUUCGCUGGUGGAUUUAAGUUUUCACAUACCCAACUCUAAUAUUCAGUUUGCUGGUGAUGAAAGUCGUCCACCAGCUCAGGUUUUGCUUGAUAAGAUAUUGGCCAUGGCAGAUGUUGGAUCUAGUGAUGAAGCUGUUGUCACUUUUGAAGGAAUUGCGGUCCUUACCCCAAGAGGCCGAUACAGUGUUGAGCUUCAUCUUUCGUUCUUGAGGCUCCAAGGACAGGCUAAUGAUUUUAAAAUACAAUAUAGCAGUGUUGUCCGACUCUUUCUACUGCCAAAGUCCAAUCAACCUCAUACUUUUGUUGUUGUGACACUUGAUCCUCCUAUCCGGAAGGGGCAAACUUUAUACCCACAUAUUGUUCUUCAGUUUGAAACGGAAGCUGUAGUUGAAAGUGCCCUUUCAAUGAGUGAUGAGCUAUUGGCUACCAAGUACAAGGAUAGGCUAGAGGCUUCAUACAAGGGGUUGAUCCAUGAAGUUUUCACUACUGUUUUGCGCGGCCUAUCUGGUGCCAAAGUUACUAAACCAGGAAAAUUCCGCAGUUGCCAGGAUGGAUAUGCGGUGAAAUCAUCAUUGAAGGCUGAAGAUGGAAUUCUAUACCCACUUGAGAAGAGCUUUUUCUUCUUGCCUAGACCUCCCACUCUCAUACUUCAUGAUGAGAUUGAAUAUGUUGAGUUUGAGCGGCAUGGUGCCGGAGGCUCGAGUGUCAGUUCACACUAUUUUGAUCUGCUGGUAAAACUGAAAAAUGACCAAGAACAUCUCUUUAGAAACAUCCAGAGGAACGAAUAUCAUAAUCUCUUUGACUUUAUUAAUGGAAAAGGUUUGAAAAUCAUGAACCUUGGAGAUGCGAAAACUACGAAUACUGUUGCAGCUGUUCUUGACAAUGAUGAUGAUGAUGCUGUAGACCCACAUCUCGAGCGGAUCAAAAAUGCAGCUGGUGGUGAAGAAAGUGAUGAAGAGGAUGAAGAUUUUGUUGUUGAAAAGGAUGAUGGUGGAUCUCCUACUGAUGAUUCUGGUGAAGAGGAAUCUGAUGCAAGCGAAAGUGCUGGAGAAAGAGAAAAACCGGUGAAAAAGGAUUUAAAGAAAGAAGCUGCUGCUGCUAAAGCAUCAUCUUCCAAGAAGAAAGCUAAGGAUGGAGAGGAAGAUGGUUCAAAGAAACGAAGACAAAAGAAGAAAAAAGAUCCUAAUGCGCCAAAACGUGCAAUGUCUGCAUUUAUGUUCUUCUCAAAUUCUGAAAGAGAGAAUAUUAAGAAAAGCAACCCUGGAUUGUCAUUCACUGAUGUUGGAAGAGCUUUGGGAGAUAGGUGGAAGAAAAUGUCAGCUGAGGAGAAAGAGCCCUUUGAAGCAAUGGCUCGGGCGGAUAUGAAGCGGUACAGGGAAGCCAUGGCUGGAUACAAAAGUGGUGCAUCUGCGAUGAAUAUCGACUCGGGUAAUGAAUCCGACAGUGGGUGAUGCCUUGUUCAGGCAAGUGUUGGAAUGUUUUGAGGCUAAUGUUGGGAAUUGAGAUUAUGUCGUUUAGACCUUAUUAUAUAGUGUUCUACCUUAAUUAUAUAGCUUCCUAUUUCUACCAAAAA